CAUUCUGCAGCAUGAUCUCAUUGCCUGUACAUGAAAGGUGCCGUUUAGCCUUAGGGAAUAAUUUGUUAUGUAAGGAAAAAAAUAUUUCAUUGUCUUUCCUUGGUGACGAUAUAAGCUCAGCCCAUGGGAACUCAUAUGUAAGGCAGUAGGACAGGCAGCAGUUGUAAAAUCUUUCACUGUGGUACGACACAAACAUUUAUAAUGAACAAUCCUGGAACUCAGAAGAGAGGCGACAAUUCCCAGCAUUUAAUUGAAACCCAGAGUGGGCAUGGCGUUUGCUCUUGGAUAAUAAUCGGAUUUUCCUUCUUCUUUUUGAUGAUUACAUUUCCCUUUACCAUCUGGUUCUGCUUUAAGAUUGUUAAAGAAUACGAACGUGCUGUAAUAUUUCGCCUUGGUCGCAUAUCAUCUGGAAGGGCAAAGGGACCUGGCUUGUUUUUUGUGUUGCCUUGUACUGACAACUUUGUGAAAGUUGACCUAAGAACAAUUUCUUUUGACAUUCCCCCACAAGAGAUCUUGACAAAGGAUUCGGUAACCAUCUGUGUUGAUGGAGUUGUGUACUUCAGAAUCUACAAUGCUAUUAAUUCAGUAGCCAGAGUCACAAAUGCAUAUGCUGCUGCCCGAAUGCUGGCCCAGACUAUGCUGAGAAAUGUUUUGGGUACAAAGACCUUGGCUCAGGUUCUAUCUGAUCGUGAAGAGAUUGCAAACUAUUUGCAGUCAUCACUAGAUGAAGCCUCUCAUGAGUGGGGCAUAAAAGUUGAACGAGUGGAACUUAAAGAUGUCAAACUACCGGUACAGAUGCAAAGAGCUAUGGCAGCUGAGGCCGAGGCAACCCGUGAAGCCAAAGCUAAGAUUAUUGCAGCAGAAGGAGAGAUGAAUGCCUCUCGGGCACUGAAAGAAGCCUCCCUCGUGAUUACCGAAUCUCCAGCUGCACUUCAGCUCCGUUAUCUGCAGACACUGACCACCAUUGCAACGGAAAAGAAUUCCACAAUUGUGUUUCCUUUACCUAUUGAUCUGCUACAAGGAUUAAUGCAAAAAUCAAAAUAAAUGACUUUCAGGACUUAAACAUCAUUUACUCUGUACUGAUAAGCUCUGGAUUUGCAUUUCCUUAAUUUCUUUGUAUCAGACAUCUUGUUGAUACGUUGUGUGAUGAUAUACCUGGGUGUUUUAUUAUUUCUAUACAUAAAAUGUUAUGAAGUGACAUUAAGCUUUGGGUAUCAGUCUGAGAAUGGAAAAAAAUCACCUUUAUUUUAUGUCUGUAUAUUUAAAAUGUGAUUAUGUUAUUCACUGAGUAAUAAAAGUGAACAUCAUAGCAAAAUGAAAGGGGAAGUGAGCAAAAAUGGUAGGUUACUCAAGACACUUCCUGUUAAUAUAUAUAACAAUCCCUGACAAUUUUAUGUCUUGAAGAGACAAAAGUUGCUUUACUUAUGUGGCAAAAGAUUAUUCCUUUUUUUUUUCUAAGAUGUAAUCUGUCCUUUGAUAAAAUGUGAUGUAAGUAAUUAUAUCUGAAAAAAUAUUAUUUUGUGAAUUACACGAUGAAAUAUGAAAUGCUUUAAUAAAAACAAUACAUUUAUUCUUUUAA
This is a messenger RNA of Protopterus annectens (West African lungfish), 1579 nucleotides long. RefSeq names its product stomatin-like. NCBI's taxonomy places the organism in Eukaryota, Metazoa, Chordata, Ceratodontiformes, Protopteridae. The coding region runs from base 202 to 1044 and encodes 280 amino acids. The transcript is spliced from 7 exons. Gene Ontology annotation, cellular component: plasma membrane. The record is from RefSeq and is a predicted model, not a curated record.